AUGCCUUACAGCCACAGCGCGCGGGACGCGCUUCUGAAAUGGGUCAAUAAUGGUUUCGCAAAUACCCAAACCGCCCAGAGCCUCGACGACCUUGCCGAUGGCGUGAUACUAGCCCAGGUGCUACAAGACAUCGAUCCCGACUUCGACCCUACUGAGCUUGAUCAGCAGCACACGUCCGCAACGCCAAAGUGGCUCAUCAAGAAGAAGACUCUGAUAGCUAUCCACAAGGCUCUUUUCAGGUUCAUCCACAGCAACUGCCCAGACCUCGAAUUUCUCUCCAGGCGGAGCGAUGUACAUACCCUGGAUGAACAGCCGACGAGCGAGGCGGUCGGAAAGCUUAUCGCCGCGAUGGUUGCUGUCGCAUUUCUUGGUCCGGAUCCCGGCAAGUACGUGAGCAGGCUCCAGGAGCCUGGCAGUUUCGACACACCGACGAUGAUUGAGAUCCAACAGAUAAUCAUGGCAAUCUCGGGCGAAAGGGAUAUGAUUAUAGAACAAAGGGCGGAUGGCAAGGAGUCGUUGGAGGAGGCCAUGGAGUCAAGGGACGCCGGGCUGGCUUUCGAGGCAGAACGCGCUCUUCUCCUCGGCCAACUCGACUCAGCAAAGAAGCAAGCCGCCGACACCAUAACCAGGUUAGAACAUUUGCAGGAGAGUUUUGACACGUUGCAGCACCAAGAGAUCAAAUUGCAACGGGAGUUGGACGUGCUCCGCAAGGCAACCCAGGAUGGAGCCUCGGACUCGCAUGUGAUCAAGAAUCUCCAGCACAAGAUCAAGGAACAGGAGGAAUUGAUAACCACGCAGGAGGCCCAGGCCGAAGACGACCGCCUCGCGAGGACCAGACUUCAGAGCCAGGUAACCACACUAACGCAGAAGACGGAACGGGGAGAACAGCUUGAGGACGAGCUCAGGGAACUAAGACAUAGAAAUGACGAGCUCUCGAGGAAGGCCAACGCGGCUGAAAGGUUCAGGCAGAAGCUCGAGCAGCAGCAGAAUCUAGCCACCGAAGUGCAAAAUCUCCGGUUUGAAAAGGACCAACUGCUAAAGAAGACACAGGAGUAUGACAAGGUGGCCGAGGAAUCCAUCUUCAUCCUCGGAACCAAGAAGAAGGCGCUCGAGGAGUCAAAUCUGGAUCUACUAGACCAGAUCACGCGCCUGACCGAGAUGCGGUCGAACGACGAACGCUUCAUCGCCGAGCUUCAGGAACAGGCCGGUCUAACCCCGACCGCCUCCGAGCACGCCAGCGCCAGUGCCGUCUCGCUCGAAGAGGAGCUUGAAGGUACCGCGCCGCCGCAGGGCGCCCUCGCCCUGGAGCUGAACAGGCUGAAGGCGGAAAACGCGCUGCUCAAGCGAGGCGAGCUCAGAAACAAGUACGCCGAGAUUGUCGAACGCCAUUCGGUUUCACAGGACCAACUAUCGGCACUCGUCAACGGCGCCGCGGGCGAAGGGUCAGUCAAAUGCUUGGAUGAGAUGUUGUCCCGGCUCUCGCACCACUUGCUAAACGAAGACUUUUACAGGACUCGCGCCUUCAACGAAUUGCGCACUCAACUGCACCAGGCUACCGCCGACUUGAAACGUGAGACGCAACGCGGUGCUGACUUACAGGCCCAGGUCUCCGAUCAGGAGCGCGAGCUACUCACCGCUAGGACAGAGCUGUCGGCCGUGUCGAAAGACGGCACCGAGGCUCUCGAGGAGCUCAAGUCCACCGACACGCUCGUCUCGGCGUCUCUGCGAGAGGAACUCGACGCUCUCCGCGCGCGCGUCAAGGCCCUCGACAGCGACAACGAGCUGCAAAAAUCGCAGCUUCUCGACGCCUAUCUCGCCAAGGACCGGCUGCAAAAGGAGAACGUGGAGCUCAAGACAGGUCAAGUUCCCUCCGACGCUAAGAAUAUUAGUGAUGAUGUCAUUGCAGAGGAGGUCAGCAAGUCGACGGAGAAGAUUGAGAAGCUUCGCGAGAGACUGAGGCAGAGACAAGAUGCUGCUGCCGAGCAAACCAUCAAGAAUCUCCAGCGCGAGAACGCCCUCAUUACCUCGGCGUGGUACGACCUCUCAAGCCGGCUCCAGAGCAAUCACGUUGUCCUGCAGAGGAGAAACGACGCGCCGCGGAGCUGGCUCAACAAGCAACGACAACUCGUCAAUGGUUAG
Molecule: messenger RNA, 2139 nt
Organism: Parascedosporium putredinis
Lineage: Eukaryota; Fungi; Ascomycota; Sordariomycetes; Microascales; Microascaceae
Source: the annotation of a GenBank genome assembly